This is a messenger RNA of Micropterus salmoides (largemouth bass), 6124 nucleotides long. It is a transcript of the gene ache, whose product is annotated as acetylcholinesterase. Gene Ontology annotation, molecular function: acetylcholinesterase activity. The transcript has 9 exons. Gene Ontology annotation, biological process: acetylcholine catabolic process; choline metabolic process. The coding region runs from base 321 to 2201 and encodes 626 amino acids. The record is from RefSeq and is a predicted model, not a curated record. Gene Ontology annotation, cellular component: plasma membrane. Lineage: Eukaryota; Metazoa; Chordata; Actinopteri; Centrarchiformes; Centrarchidae.
AUGUUUACAACCAGUAUUUAUUAGCAGCACUCUCCCACUACCGUCACUGCUUUACGUUCCGGCCGAGCGAAUGUUUGGGAGGAGGCAUCACCGACAUUUCGUCUUUGACAACCGGCCGAAGAAGCAUCUCGUGUCGCUGUUUGCUAUCCGGGCAUAGCGAGGAAAGGAAGAAAAAACAAGUCGUCGGCUGGGGUUCGCUCCGCAGGGGUAACGUUAGCCAGAGGUGAGGCGAAGCAGAGCAGACCCUGCCCUCACUGAUUGGAGAGGGAAUCACGACCACAGCUCCAGCCGCACAGAGGGUCUGUGUCUUUGCCUCCAUCAUGCAGGUUUCCGUCCUUCUCCUCCUUUCCCCAAUCCUCCUCCUGUCUCUCCUCUUUCCCACCUGCUCCUCCCAGAGUGAGGCAGACCUCAUCGUUCAGACACGUAGUGGUCCAGUCCGCGGGAUCCAUCUGCAACUGCCAGAACGAGGCUAUGUCACCGCUUUUCUGGGUAUCCCCUUUGCUGAACCACCGACCGGGAAGCUGCGUUUCCGUCGCGCUGAGCCCAAGAAGUCAUGGACACAGGUGCGGGACGCAAUCGCAUACCCCAAGGCCUGCUAUCAGUUUGUGGACACAUCGUUCCCUGGCUUCCAGGGCAGCGAGAUGUGGAACCCCAACAGAGAGAUGAGUGAAGACUGCCUGUACCUCAAUAUCUGGGUACCCCCCUCACCCAAACCACAUAAUCUCACCGUCAUGACAUGGAUCUACGGCGGAGGGUUCUACAGUGGUUCUUCUUCUCUGGACGUGUAUGAUGGUCGUUACCUAGCUUAUAGUGAGACCGUCAUUGUGGUUUCCAUGAACUACCGGAUUGGUGCCUUCGGCUUCCUUGCUCUCCAUGGCUCCUCAGAGGCUCCUGGCAAUGUGGGACUGCUAGACCAGAGAAUGGCGCUGCAGUGGGUACAAGACAACAUCCAUUUCUUUGGUGGAAACCCCAAACAGGUGACUAUCUUUGGUGAGAGUGCUGGUGCCGCCUCAGUAGGAUUCCACCUCUUGUCUCCAGACAGCCGGCCUACCUUCUCCAGGGCCAUCCUCCAGAGCGGAGUCCCCAACUGUCCCUGGGCCUCGGUCACUCCUGCUGAGGCUCGCAGACGGGCCACGCUGUUGGGCAAACUGGUCGGCUGCAACGGGGGCAACGAUACCGAGCUGGUGGACUGUCUGCGCGAUAAAUCUCCACAGGACCUCAUCGACCAGGAGUGGCUGGUCCUGCCGUGGUCAGCCCUCUUCCGGUUUUCAUUUGUCCCUGUUGUGGAUGGCGAGGUUCUGCCCGACACUCCCGAGGCCAUGCUCAACUCAGGAAACUUUAAAGACACUCAGAUCCUGCUCGGGGUCAACCAGGACGAGGGCUCCUACUUCCUGUUGUAUGGAGCGCCAGGCUUCAGCAAGGACAAUGAGAGCCUUAUUUCCAGAGAGGACUUCUUGGAAGGUGUCAAGAUGAGUGUACCACAUGCUAACGAUAUUGGCCUGGAGGCGGUGGUGCUACAGUAUACUGACUGGAUGGAUGAGAAUAACGGGAUGAAGAACCGUGAAGCCUUGGAUGACAUCGUGGGUGACCACAACGUCAUCUGCCCGCUGGCCCACUUUGCUCGCUCCUAUGCCCAGAACAACGCCAUCAAAGCUAACAUGGGAGGAGCCAGUUCCGGGGUGAUGACCAGUGGAGGAAACUCACAAGGAGGGGUCUUCGUCUACCUGUUUGACCACCGAGCAUCCAACCUGGCCUGGCCAGAGUGGAUGGGUGUGAUCCAUGGCUACGAGAUCGAGUUUGUCUUUGGCCUGCCACUGGAGAAGAGACUUAACUACACCCGAGAGGAGGAGAUGCUGAGCCGACGCAUGAUGAGAUACUGGGCCAACUUUGCACGAACUGGAAAUCCCAAUGGGAACCAUGACGGUCUGGUGGACACCAAGAGGCGUUGGCCUCUUUUCACUAUCAGCGAACAGAAACAUGUUGGACUCAACACUGAUCCACUGAAGAUCCACAAAGGUCUGAGGAACCAGAUGUGUGCUUUCUGGAACCGCUUCCUGCCACGCCUCCUCAAUAUCACUGACAACAUCGAUGAGGCAGAGCGUCAGUGGAAGGUGGAGUUCCAUCGCUGGUCCUCCUACAUGAUGCACUGGAAGAGCCAGUUUGACCACUACAGCAAGCAGGAGCGCUGCACUGACCUCUGAGAGCCUCAGCAGAGAGAUGAGAGAAUGACUGGGAGGGGGGAGGCAGAGAGCCAUGGCAGUUUUCCUCCAUAGCCCCUCAGUGAAGUCUAACUUCAUUUAACUUUUGUGUUCCGUUCUGUUUUCUGUUUCACUACACACACAAACUCGGGAACUGUUGAUCUUUAUUUAUUUUAUUUAUACUAUUUAUUUACGGGUUGUUUUUCUGAACUUGUGUUUGUCUCUGUGGGCUAUGGAGGGAAUUUGUCAUCAAUGUGGAAGAAUAUUCAAAAUGUAAAAGAUGUGUGUCAUUACCUCGUGUGUGUGUGUGUGUGUGUGUGCGUGUGUGUGCGUUUGUGUGUGUGUGUGUGUGUGUCUUAAAUGUCCCCAGUUUAACUCAAAUCUCGACAGGCCCACUUCAGGCUGGUUUGCUGUUGACUCACUGUUGAGGAUUUCUUCUUUCCAACAUAUCAGGGUUUUGUUUUUUGGACUCAGCAACAUUGUUUAUUUCUGUCUCACAUUUCUGUUGAAGUCUAAGUCUUGUUCUUGUUCAUUACUACUAGUAUGACCAUUAUUCCCAUUACCUGUUGCGUUGCUUCACUUUGUUUUGUGUAUUUCUCCUGUGGUAAAGCCAUAAACUGGGUUACAUCCAAGUGUUUGCCGUGUGAAAAGGCUUCAUGGAAACAUUAGACUCCCUAACCUGUGACAUGUAAGUUAGAUUCUUCCUGUAGAUUUUUACUGUAGAUGGUGACAUUCAUCCCAACUGACUAGUGCCUAAUUUAUAUUUCUUUUCAGAAGUUCACUUUAAAUCAGCUUGGUAGUUGGAACAGAAACUGUCUAUUGAAAAAAUCUGAACAAAUAUCCCUGCAAAAGGAAAGUGAAUAAAUUUAAAAGAUUGUAACUACUAACUCAAGAGUACAAGGUGAUGUCAGAUUGUUUUGUGUGAUUACCAGUCCAAAAUGCUAAAAUAUAAAAUUUUCUUAAAGAACAGCAGCCGACUCUCAUAUUUGAGAUUAUUGAACCAUCCUGUUUUGGCAUUUUUUACUUGAAAAUUGACGAUUAAUCAGUUAUAAAAAUAGUUGCAGAUACAAUUUCAUUAAAUCAACUAACUGAUUAAUAAACUAAUCAUUGCAGCUCUAAUCUUAAAUCUGCUAACAUAAGCUAAUUGUCAUGCCAGACAAAGUAAAACUGCAAAAUUGAGCCUGGGUGGGGUUUACUGUCAUGAUUUAAACUUUUCAUUUGUAAGAUGAAGAUUAUGUUAUUUUUUAUCAAGUUAUGUGGUCUCACUAAGCCGUUAUAUGUUGGAUUUGAAAAAUGUACAUUUUUGCGUCUUUUAAUCUGGUCCUUUUGGUGAGAUGUAAGAAGUGGGACCUCUAUUUGUUCUGGAAAUGUGGGCUGAAAUUACAUUCUUAAAUUACAAUAUCAAAAAAUGUGUCGGCUGAUUUAAUGUGAAAUAAUUCAAUAUUUCACCAUCAGAACGGAAUUAUAAUUUUUAAGUGUUGAGAAGUAUGUUACAGUAAACAGUACCCAUGUUUCAAAAUAAAACUUAGACUGAACUAACCAACUAACUAAAGCAAAGAAUUAACUGAGUAAAUAAAAAAAUAUAUAUAUGUAUUUAUGUAUUUCAUUAACAUUUCUGUUUGUGUGUGUCACACACACCUCCCUCUCUGUUCAUUUCAGUCCUCACUGCUCUGUUCAUCUUUUUACUUCUUUUUCCCUCUUAUCCUCCCUCCCUUUUUUUUUAACCUCACAUCUCCCUGCUUACUGUUUCUUUACUUUCCUUCAUUCUAUUUUCCCAACUGCACCAUUCUCUCAUCCUCCAUUCCUCCACUCCAAUCUUCAUCUUCAUAUUAAUUAACCUCCAACCACCCUCCUGUUUCUCUUACCCCUUUCAUCCUUCACUCCCUCCUCUCCCUCUUACGUCAGACCUCCUUUUUUCAACUCUUUAUACCCCCUCUUGUAUCUCUUUUUCCUUCCACUUCAUCUAACUUUUCUCCUCUUCUUCAUCUCUCUCAUCUCUCUUUCCUUCCUCAUCAAUCUUUCAGUUGCAUCACUCUUCUCCUCCCCCUCCCUGCCCCUCCCCCACCUCUUUCCAUCCUCCUGCUUUCUCAUUAGUCUAAUGGAGGCACAGUAAUCCACUCAGCAGCGAAUAAUGUGACAGAGCGCUGGCUGAGCCUCUGGCCUGCCAGCCAACAGGACACGAAGGAUGGAUGGAUGGAAAAUGGAGGUGGAAAAGUAGAGGGAUGAGGCAAGGAGAAAGAGAUGGGAGGAGGGAAGAAGGGGGAUGGAUGAGGCAGAAGGAGAGGUGGAGAUGUGAUGGAAAAAUGAAAAGACAGUCAGAUAAAUACAUUACAUAAGUCUUGCCCUUAGAAAAACUGUGUAUGUGAGUUGCAGAUUACUCAUGUGGCACUGAUAACAGAGAGAAUUCUUAAAAUGUAAUAAAAAGUUGAAAACCUUUCGCUAAAAUGACAAAAUUAUUAUUAAAUCAAGUGGUAAUGACUGGUAAUUUUGUCAUUUUAGCAAAAGGUUUUCAACUUAUAAUAUGCUGCUCAGAUUUGGGUUUCAGGGCAGAAGCAGGUUCUUAUGGGGCACCAUCCAGGAUUUGAUUGCCCCACCCCAAAAUACAGCUGCACGGGGUUACAUAACAGUUAGAUUUUUUUACCCUAAAAAAACACUGACUUAAGGUUACAUAUUUUACAGAUGAAGACUUGUCUUGUAAUUAUAUGGAUUGGCUUUUUGUCAGCUCAUUCUUAUUGUAACAUUACAGUGAAAAUGUUUUAACAGAAUUCUCAGCGAAAGAGAAAACUGAAGAAAAAAUCUUAAAUUGUGCCAUUGUACUUUUCUGAUGCUUUAGGUUGAAAGUGUACAGUUAUCAGCUGGUUUGCAAUACAUACAGAUCUUGUGCACACAAAACAUUAACUAGUGAAGUAAAUUCUUGAUUCCACACAAUAUUAAGUGUUCUUAUUUUGUGGGAACAAGAUCCUUAAGUUGUUGUAUGCACCAAAAAGUACUUAAUAAUUAGAGUAAUGAAUUAAUACUUGUGCGCUCAUGCUAUCAUCCAAGCUAUAAAAAAAAAAUCUAUAUGGAAAAUCUUUCUGGACUGUGACGGUGUAGUUCAUUGUGUGUGUUAGGUGUGUGUGUGCGCGUGAGUGCAUGUGUGUAAUGUAAUCAUUGUACCUGUCUGUCAACCUCUUUGCCAUUUUUCUUUGAACACUGCGAGGGAACUGAAUCAGCUUUGAUUGGCUGAUGGCUGUUACUGUUGGCAUGUCAAACUCCUGUUUAUGGAUCCGAGUAGUGUAGUUUAGCUUGAGAAGAACUAAAUAUGAAUAAAGGAUUGUACCUGAAAUACCAGUGAAGAAAGCAUGUAUGACUGACUGGCUGUGUGAAUGACAGCUCCCCCAGCUCCUCUCAUCCAAUGGGAGACCCCGCUUAAGCCCAACCUCCUUCCCUUGCCCUCCUAUCAAAUCCUUGUGCAUGUCGUGAAGUUGCCCUGUCCCCAGUAUAUCCUACAAAACAUGGACUGUUAUUUUCUGUAAAAUUUAUACUUUUGAACAAAACUAUUAAAGUAAAUAAUAUAUCUCUAAUGUUAGGUACGUUUAAUGUUAGCAAUAACGUAAAUACGUCAGUAAAGGAAUAUAUUUGAUAUUUAAAUGCAGUGAAAAUAUAACGUGAUAAAACAACAAUGAUAACGGAUAGAGGUUGUGUUUUAAAAGCAAUAUUAUUCUGAGUAUAAACUAAACAUGAGUGCCAUAAAUGUUUUCUUGUGUUUUUAUGUUUGAUUGACUUUGUUUCAGUCCUCUGCCUCAUCAUUGUUUGUUUCAGUCACUAGUAGUCUACUGUAAGUGUUAAAGGCUUUUGUAGCUUCGCAGUAUGUCUCUGUGUAUCAUGAAUGCUGACUUGGUUAAGCUAUAGCAACAGAAAUAAAGACACCCUGCUGCUUCUGUCAA